This is a messenger RNA of Sinocyclocheilus grahami, 1950 nucleotides long. RefSeq names its product disks large-associated protein 3-like. Gene Ontology annotation, biological process: signaling. The annotation marks the transcript as partial. Gene Ontology annotation, cellular component: postsynaptic specialization; glutamatergic synapse. The record is from RefSeq and is a predicted model, not a curated record. The transcript is spliced from 4 exons. NCBI's taxonomy places the organism in Eukaryota, Metazoa, Chordata, Actinopteri, Cypriniformes, Cyprinidae. Gene Ontology annotation, molecular function: molecular adaptor activity.
CAUGCCCCGGCCAUGAAGGGCUACCAGGUGAGUCGCAGUCUGUCGCAGCACUCCUCUGGGCCUUGCUACUGCAUGCCUGAGGACUGCGACACUGCGCGGGACUACAUGCACCACCCUGACCACUACCAGGGGCACAAUGACCACCCCUACUACCCGCCUGGUGGUCCACCUGAACCGUCGGCCAUGGUCCCAUCUGGUGGAGGCACCUUCCCUCGUUCACACCCCAGUCAGCCACAGCCCUACGACUCGACGUGUGAAGAGUGUAUAACCUCGGCAGGGCAUGGCCAUGGUCAUGGGGGAAAGAUGCACCGUAUCCCACCAAACCUUCUGGAUCAGUUCGAGAAACAGUUGCCCUUCCACCCAGACGGCUUCCACACCCUGCAGUACCAACGCACGGCCAGUGGGGAACAACGCAGCGAGAGUCCGAGUCGCAUACGGCAUCUGGUAAACUCGGUUCAGCGUCUCUUUGCCAAGUCACAUUCACUGGAGACGCCCUCUAAACGAGAGUUUAAUGGCACUCGUGGGGGAGAGUACCGGGACAGAGAUAGGGGGCACCGCAGCGGUGGCGAGGAAAGCGGUGGACAUCAUUAUUCGGGAACGCACCAGUCUCGCUCAGCCCGUCGGAACAAGAGUCGAGAACGAAGUAAGAGUGGAGACUCCCGCCAUGAGUCUCGAAGCUCCCGCCACCGCAGCAAAACAGCUGGAUGGUGGAGCUCCGAUGACAACCUGGACAGUGACAGCAGCUUUCUGGUGGGUGCGGGCAGGGGGGGACGCGGGUAUCCCACCGGACACGAGACCCUGGAUGCUGCCAUCCAGGAGCUUACCUUGAGGAAAUCUAAGGGUCCACCUCCAGGAGAGUGCCUGGCUUGCAACAACAUAGCCAUGGCAGGGGACAGCGGACACUCUCUGAAGAGGAGCACAUGGUCGGCCUUGACGGUCAAUCAGGCUAGAGAAGUAUAUCCAUCUUCGCGUGGAGGUGGAGGAGGAUAUGAGAAGGCAUUGGUUCCUCUAGAUCCCAAAAUGAAGGAACGAUCACUCCACUAUCUGCAGGUUCCCUCAGAUGAUUGGUGCGGUGGCGGUCCAUCUGACAGUGGUGGUGAGAUCCCUUGUCGACGUAUGCGCAGUGGCAGCUACAUAAAGGCCAUGGGGGACGAUGACAGUGCUGACUCAGACCCCAGCCCCAAAGCCUCACCCAAAUCAGCCCUCAUUGCCCAGAGAGAAGCCUUCCGCCGCUCCGUCAGCAUGGACCAGCGCUCCUCCACCACAUCCAAGUCAGUUGUCACUUGGUUUUUGCUGGGUGACACUCUGAACCUGUUUGGAGAAAUGGAAUCACAGGCUGUCCAGGCACUGGACCUACCAGGAUGCUUCCGCACCCGCAGUCACAGCUACGUACGGGCUAUCCAAGCCGGCUGCUCCCAGGACGAUGACUGCCUGUCUGUCUUCUCCAUGUCUGGCCCACAGGGGAGCGUGAAGGGCGAAGCAGUGUUCCCAUACAGGAAAGGACCCCCUCCUCUUCCCCCUCGCAUGUCCAAGCCAAUGAUCUCAGUGACCGCUCAGAGCAGCACUGAAUCCACUCAGGACGCUUACUUCCAGAGUACUGGACAGCCCGCUCUGGUCAGGCCCAGACAGCAUAGCAAUUCAGUGGACCUGACGGAGAGCAGCGGGGGCCGUAGCUCCAGAGGUGGGCACUAUCUUGGCGGGGGCACGGCGCGUGUCAGACAGAGCAGCAACUCCGCGGAGAGUCUGAACUGCAGGGCCCUUCACAGCAUCGCCUACCCUGGUGGACCUGUUCCAAUGAAACCGAAACACAGCAGCUCAGCCGAUAACCUGCUGGAGGGGCCCAGGGGAUCUAGGGAGCGGGCUGGAGGCAGCCUGGGAAAAUCAGCCUCUCUGCCCCAGAACAGUAUGUCCCUAGCUAAAGCUCUAACUGGAGGAGAACAUGAAGGACGA